Messenger RNA from Geosmithia morbida, 3873 nucleotides. RefSeq names its product calcium permeable stress-gated cation channel. The coding region runs from base 1 to 3873 and encodes 1290 amino acids. Gene Ontology annotation, molecular function: calcium-activated cation channel activity. The record is from RefSeq and is a predicted model, not a curated record. The transcript has 2 exons. Gene Ontology annotation, cellular component: plasma membrane. Lineage: Eukaryota; Fungi; Ascomycota; Sordariomycetes; Hypocreales; Bionectriaceae.
AUGGACAUGUUAUCGGAUAGCCUUGUCCCCGGCCUGGCCCUUCGUGACGACACAGAAUCCCACGCAGUCUUUGGCUCUCGCUUCCUCUGGGCCAAGCUGGCAGCCCUUCACCGUAGAGCGGCCUCGAGCCCCGGUGCUGCCCAAGCGGACCAAGGAAUUGGCAUCAUCGGUUUCCUCACUGCCCUAGUUGUCGCCAUAAUCGUCUUUACUGUCCAGGUCACCUUGUUCCUGCUUCUGAGGAAUAAGCUGGCCCGUAUCUUUAAACCUAAGACUUACCUCGUUCCCGAACGCGAGCGGACAGACCCUCCACCAGCGGGCCUCUUCUCUCUCUUCAUAACCCUCUUCAAGUACAGUGACCGGGAAGUCAUCAAGAAGUGCGGCCUUGACGCCUAUUUCUUCCUUCGCUAUCUUAGGACCCUGCUCGUCAUCUUUACCCCCAUCACCCUCGUCGUCCUCCCCGUCUUGGUCCCCCUAAACUAUGUUGGCGGCAAGGGCCAGAAUAUUGAGGGAGAUGCCAGCAGCAGUAGCCAUUCGAAUUCGACUGUCGAGGGCCUCGACACCCUCGCCUGGGGCAAUAUAAAAAGCACCCACACCAAGCGCUACGAUGCACACUUGCUCAUGGCCAUUCUCGUCGUCAUCUGGGUCUGCACCGUCUUCUUCUUCGAGCUCCGCGUCUACAUUAAGAUCAGACAAGACUACUUGACCAGCGCCGAGCACCGACUGCGCGCCUCGGCCACGACUGUCCUCGUCAACUCGAUCCCCGCCAAGUGGCUCAGUGAAGAUGCGCUCCGUGGCUUGUUCGACGUGUUCCCCGGUGGAGUGCGCAACAUCUGGCUCAAUCGCGACCUGACGGCCCUCCUGGACAAGAUUGACCAGCGAGACGAUGUCCACCAGAAGCUGGAGCAAGCGGAGACGGACCUCAUCAAAGCCGCCAAGCAGGCCCAAGUGAAGAAGAAGAAGGCUGAGGAUAAGAAGAAUAAGCAGCGGAUAUCCAAGGAUCAGCAGGCUGCUCGCAAUGCCGAGAAGGACGCCAAAGCACGUGAGAUAGCCAGCAGCGGCGGGGGAGUCACUGCUGGCGACACCAACGCCACCCCUAACCUUGAAGAAUCCCUUGAGCACGAACUGCGCCUUGCUACCCCCGAUGCGCAAUCUACCCGCCGACGAAGGGGUACCGGCGAGACGCACACGACACGUCACCGAAGGGGCACCGGAGAGACACAAGCCACCCACCCACAAAGGGACCACGAGGCCCACAAGACCGCAUUUCUGGGGGUACCCAUGGUAAAGCUGGGCACUGGCGCCAAAGAUGUGGUCCAUAAGGCUGGGAAUGGCGUCGAGAACAUCUUCGAGACGACCGAUGGAUUCGUGGGAAUCGAACCCUCCGAUACCCGUGAUACUUACACCUUAUCCGAGGACCGCGGAAGCAUCAAAGGCAAGGUAUCCAGCGAGACAGAACCUGCAAGGGGCCGCACUCCCAACUCGGCCGAGCCUGGGGCUAGGUGUUCGCGAUCCGCAUCGGGCGGGUCAGAUAAACCCAUCCAGACGCAGGGCAGACCCUCAGAGACCCUGGACGAGUUUAAGGCUCGCCGGCUCUUGUACAUUGACCAGCAACGGCUGAAUGACGGCCCCAAGUUUUGGCAGUUCUGGAAGCCCCCUGCUGGCGGUUACACGUCCCCCGUCCCCCAGGGCCAGGAUGCGGCGGACUACAUGACCAAGGAGGCAGCCGAUAAGACGCCAUUCUGGCAGAGGGUCAAGAAGUCGUUGCCGUUUGUCGGUGGCGAGGAGCUCGAGACCUUGGAGUACGAGCAGGCUCACAACGCCGACCGUGAAGUUGACGCCGACGAGGAAGAGGCCGAAUGGGCCAAGUACCUGACAAAGAAGGAUCGUCCCACGCACAACCUACCGCUCUUCGGCGUCAAUUGGCUCUUUGGCAUCCCGUGGGUCACCAAGAAGGUGGACACGAUCUACUGGUGCCGAGAGGAGCUCGCCCGCCUCAAUGUCGAGAUUGAAGAGGACCAGCGGCAUCCGGAACGGUACCCCCUGUUGCCGUCGGCCUUUAUACAGUUCGAACAUCAGGUCGCCGCCCACAUGGCUUGCCAGAGCUCCAUCCACCACCUGCCCAAGCACAUGGCUCCGCGUAUCAUCGAGAUCUCUCCCAAGGAUGUCAUCUGGGACAACAUGGCCAUCUCGUGGUGGCAGGAGUGGCUCAGAUCCGGCCUAGUCAUCAGUCUGAUCAUCACCAUGGUCAUCUUCUGGGCCAUCCCCGUCGCCUUCACGGCAUCGCUCAGCCAGCUCGACGAGCUCAUCAAGCAGAACAAAUGGCUAGGAUUCCUCAAGUCGACCGACUCCCUCCAGACGGCGGCAGAAGCCGUUGCUGGUGUCCUUCCUGCCGUGCUCCUCGCCCUGCUUCUGAUCCUCGUCCCGAUGGUGCUCAGGCUGCUCGCCGGCGUCAAGGGGGCCAAGACUGGUUCGCAGAAGAACGAGUUUGCGCAGAUCUUCUACUUCCUCUUCCUCUUUGUGCAGGUCUUCCUCAUUGUCUCGGUAGCCUCCUUCUUCGCGGCGAGCAUCGAUGAGCUCUUCCGGAAUGUCUCGGAGAAGCUUAACAGCGUCUCGGCAGUCCUGGACCUUCUCGCGACGAACCUGCCCAAGGCGGCCAACUACUUCUUCACCUACAUGAUCCUGCAGGCUCUGUCGACGAGCUCGGGUACGCUCCUGCAGGUCGGCACCCUGCUCAAGUGGUACGUUGUGGGGCGCAUCAUGGACAGCACCCCGAGGAGCAAGUGGAAGCGCAACACGACGCUCAACACGGUCAACUGGGGCACCUUCUUCCCCAUAUAUACAAACUUUGCCUGCAUCAGCAUCGUGUACUCGGUGAUUGCGCCUCUCAUCUCCAUCUUCGCCAUCAUCACCUUCAGCCUGCUGUGGCUUGCCAACCGCUACAGCAUGCUGUACGUGACGCGUUUCGAGCACGACACGGGCGGCGUGCUGUACCCGCGGGCCAUCAACCAGACGUUUACCGGCAUCUACUUCAUGGAGCUCUGCAUCGCCGGCCUGUUCUUUAUCGUGGACGACGCCGAUGGAAAGAACCCGUGCACGACGCACGGCGUGGUGAUGCUGGUGGUCUUGGGCCUGACAAUCCUGUACCAGAUCCUUCUGAACCGGUCGUUCUCGCCGCUCUUCCGCUAUCUGCCGAUAACGAUUGAGGACGAGGCCGUCCUCCGAGACGAGGCGUUUCAGCUUGCCCAGAACCAGCGGUUCGGCAUCAACGACGUCGACGAGGAAAAGGGCGUCGGUGCCUCUGGUAGCUACCUGGCGCCGCUCAACUCGUCUCACCGGAACGACGAUCGUGACGUUGCCGAGCACACCGACGACGAGGGCAAGGAAGACGGGGAGAUCGAGAUGGGUGAGCUGCGGGGGCGCAAGCACAAGCAGACCAGCCUCCUCCUGAACCCGGUCAAACAGGUGGGCGGAUGGGCCAAUGCCGGUGGACGGCAGAUCCGCAAGAUCACGUACACGGACAGCAGCGCCGUCGAGUACCGGCGCAAGCGGCACCAGCGCAAGCUCGACGCGCAGCGGGCCAUCGGCGACGCGCUCUACGGCGGGAUAAACGACGACAUCGAGGACCUCACGCCAGUCGAGAGGGAUCUGCUGGUGCGCCACGCCUUCAAGCACUCCGCCCUCCGGGCCCGGCUUCCCGUUGUCUGGAUCCCCCGCGACGACCUCGGCAUCAGCGACGACGAGAUCCGACGCACCCAGGCCUACAGCAGGAACAUCUGGAUCAGUAACGAGGGCACCGCUCUGGACAGCAAGUUUCGCGUCGUGUAUGGCAAGAACCCGCCUGAUUUCUCGGAAGUCGAUGUGAUUAAUCUCUAA